Molecule: messenger RNA, 301 nt
Organism: Funneliformis mosseae
Lineage: Eukaryota; Fungi; Glomeromycota; Glomeromycetes; Glomerales; Glomeraceae
Source: the annotation of a GenBank genome assembly
AUGGAUAUCAGAAAUUAUACGUGGGUUGAUUCAUUUGAAGUAACAAGUGCAAAUGUAACGACAAAUACUGACCCAUCAAAAUCACAAUCAUCGCCAACUGCUUCCAUAAUUGUUGUUACAAAUAACGCUAAUAGUGAAUUGGUUGAAAUGAAAAUUAUAAUUGCAUCAAUUGGAGGAACUGUGGGCGCCGUUAUAAUUAUUGCAUGUGGAUUUUUAUUUUAUAGAUGGAAUAAAAAUAGGAAUGGACAAUCUUUUAUAAAUGAGGAACAUAUUUUACCUGGAAAUAUCGUUGAAGUUAAUC